Molecule: messenger RNA, 312 nt
Organism: Oldenlandia corymbosa var. corymbosa
Lineage: Eukaryota; Viridiplantae; Streptophyta; Magnoliopsida; Gentianales; Rubiaceae
Source: the annotation of a GenBank genome assembly
AUGAUGAUUUCAAUGGUUGGAAGCUCUCAGAUGAAUCUUGCCCGGAUGGAUUUGGGAUAUAAAGAAGUUGGGUUAUGCAAUUUUAGCAGAAAUUUGAACUUUGCUAAGAUCUCUUCCCAGAAGAAUUCAAUGGUCUGGCUUGGUCAAAGUAGCGUUCCAUGGUCUUCAAGAUCUUUCCUUCCCUUGAUUUGUAACGCUUCUGCCAUUUCUAAAGUUGAAGCUGUUGUAUCUGAGAAGGUUUCUGCAAAUAAAAGUUCCAAAGCUGACAAAGACUUAAGAUUGUUUGCUAGCUUGCCAUUGGAUGCAUUAUGA